AUGUCUCACAAUUAUGGAAAUGCUGGAUAUAACGGGCCAGAUCAACAUCAUAGCGGACCCCCACCACACAUUGGAGAAGGAGUUCAACGCCAUGUUGAAGUCGGAGGAAUCGGACAUCCACCACAACACCCAGGACAACACCCAGGGCAACACCCAGGGCAAUACCCAGGGCAACAACACCAAAAUUGUAGUGGACAUGACCACGGGGGUCACUCACACCAACAUCCAACACAAAAUGGGGGGCACUCACACCAACAUCCUACACAACUCGGGGGGCACCAAUGUUCUGGUGAACACGGACACCACUAA
Molecule: messenger RNA, 309 nt
Organism: Caenorhabditis angaria
Lineage: Eukaryota; Metazoa; Nematoda; Chromadorea; Rhabditida; Rhabditidae
Source: the annotation of a GenBank genome assembly